GAAACCUACACCUAUCUAACAUCGGCUCGUGACACGAAGAAACCAACGAACAGAUAAGGGAAAGGGAGAGAGAGACAGAGACAGAAAAAAACCAAGCGUGCGCCCGCGAGCGCUCGAUCCUCGAAAUACCCUCUACGGAAUAGUGCUUUUUUAAUUGUUUUUGUUCACGAAAACGCGCGUGUCAACCUUUAUCUUUACGCAUACGGGCACACACACACACACACACACACCGGUCAUCCUCGUAAUUUUCUGUCGAGAUCGGCUCGAUAGAGCAAUAGUGUGGCCAAGGUGCAGGAGCCGCGUGGAUAACCACCAGAGACGGGUGAUCAGAACGUGAGAUACCACGACUAACGAGGGAAACGUCGUACCACUUCGGGGAGGAACAAGGAAGCCGUCGUGCUCCUUUGCUGAGGAGGAGGAUGAGGUCCUCGCUGGUGCUGCUGUUCCUGGCAGCGAUCGUUUUCGCCGAGGGCUUGGAGCGCGUGAAGAGGCAGGAGGAUGCGAAGAAGGAGGAGAGCUUCGAGAGUGAGAUCUGCAAGGACAAAGACGCGGGCGAGUGGUUCCGAUUGGUUGCGGGCGAGGGUGACAACUGUCGCGACGUGAUCCAGUGCACCAGCUCCGGACUGCAGGCGAUCAGGUGUCCGGCCGGCUUGUACUUCGACAUCGACAAAGAUAUGGAUAUUCCAUUGAAUAGAAUGCUGAAAAACCAGCGCAGUCUGUGA
Messenger RNA from Dufourea novaeangliae, 722 nucleotides. RefSeq lists its product as uncharacterized. Gene Ontology annotation, cellular component: extracellular region. Lineage: Eukaryota; Metazoa; Arthropoda; Insecta; Hymenoptera; Halictidae. The transcript has 3 exons. Gene Ontology annotation, molecular function: chitin binding. Bases 420 to 722 code for a protein of 100 amino acids. The record is from RefSeq and is a predicted model, not a curated record.